GCUACCGGAUUCGGAACCUCGCCCAAAGUCUUGCCGGCGCCGGCUGCGUGUGGGUUUGCGAGCCCCCGUCGCAGGCCGGGAUGUUCGUCCUGGUGGAGAUGGUAGACACCGUGCGGAUCCCCCCAUGGCAGUUUGAGAGGAAGCUCAACGACUCCAUUGCCGAGGAGUUGAACAAGAAGUUGGCCAACAAGGUCGUGUACAACGUGGGACUCUGCAUCUGUCUGUUUGACAUCACCAAGCUGGAGGACGCCUAUGUGUUCCCGGGGGACGGUGCAUCACACACCAAAGUUCACUUUCGCUAUGUGGUGUUCCAUCCAUUCCUGGACGAGAUUCUGAUUGGAAAGAUCAAAGGCUGCAGCCCGGAGGGAGUGCACGUCUCUCUAGGGUUCUUUGAUGAUAUUCUCAUUCCUCCAGAGUCGCUGCAGCAGCCGGCCAAGUUUGACGAGGCGGAGCAGGUGUGGGUGUGGGAGUACGAGACGGAGGAAGGAGCGCACGACCUGUACAUGGACACCGGCGAGGAGAUCCGCUUCCGGGUGGUGGAUGAGAGCUUUGUGGACACGUCCCCCACCGGGCCCAGCUCGGCCGAUGCCGCCUCUUCCAGCGAGGAGCUGCCAAAGAAGGAGGCUCCGUACACGCUUGUGGGCUCCAUCAGUGAGCCGGGCCUGGGCCUUCUCUCCUGGUGGACCAGCAGCUAGCACUGGGGCUGGACGCUGGACCCUGCCCAGCCCUCGGGAAGGUGGUUCUGCAGACGCCGAGGAGCAGCCGGUGCCCUGCCAGGUUGUCCCCUCCCCUCCUCCUCCCAGACCUACCCCGCUAAGUCCCACCGUCCACAUGGACAUCGCCUGUCAGUGACAACAAAGAUAUUUAAUAAAUGAUGGCCGCAUCGGUUGGGAGAGCCA
Balaenoptera ricei (Rice's whale) is the source of this 899-nucleotide messenger RNA. RefSeq names its product RNA polymerase III subunit H (gene POLR3H). Lineage: Eukaryota; Metazoa; Chordata; Mammalia; Artiodactyla; Balaenopteridae. The record is from RefSeq and is a predicted model, not a curated record. Gene Ontology annotation, molecular function: DNA binding; DNA-directed RNA polymerase activity. The coding region runs from base 81 to 695 and encodes 204 amino acids. Gene Ontology annotation, cellular component: RNA polymerase III complex. The transcript is spliced from 7 exons. Gene Ontology annotation, biological process: DNA-templated transcription; transcription initiation at RNA polymerase III promoter.